UUUAAUAACAGGGCCUGUCGUUUUUAUUGAAUUCAGCACUACCGAUAUGUACACAGAAGGUCACUUUCCCUAAUACCUACAAAAUCAAUGUUUUCCUUUAGUAAACGUGGGGGAGGCUGAGAUUAAAUGAUAAAACGAGAAUUAACCACUCCACUCGAAUAAAAUCAAUAAAAAUCCCUCCCAAAUUUGUGUCAGCUGUAAACAGACCAAACACUCUAUGUGGAUUGAUUAAUAUACAGUGCAAACAUGUUUACAGUGAUCAGCUUUAAAGCCCUCCUCGUUUACUUUAAACGCUGAUUUCCAGCAGAUUUAAAUAAUUCACAAAUCCCAAUCAAACGUGUGGCAAAUGAUGUACGGCCUGACACGUGUGAUUAUAAUGCCUGAAUGAAUAACCUGUCACAAAUCAAGCCUUUGAAAUAAUGCAUGAAUUCUGACACUUGUAAGAUGGGGAAACGCUAUUCCUCUGACAUAACACUUAUUUACUAAUAAUCCCAUGUAAGGCAUGUAACAUAUUGGCUAUUAGCGCCACGUGGUUUCACCAAGCUUUUCAAUCUGCAGAGGCCGUCACAGUGUGGUACAUUAUGGUUCAACGCUUACAAAGUAAAAGUGACCACUACUAUACUGACCGCCAUGGACAUUAGGCUUGUGGAGUGGACAGAAGGAUAGUACGGCUACACUUAGGACCCCAGCACACAGCUUUUCUGCGCUGAGUUAUUUCACAUUUAGGCAUCCUCCAGUUUGAAAUGGCACCACUGACGUUGGUUGUACAUGGAUCGCGUAUAUCUACAUGUAGAUGAAUUCUCAGCAGCGUAUAUGUACUUGUAAGCGCUUGCUACAUAUGUGUUGCUUAGCAGUCUCAAAUAACAGGUUUGGAGCAAAAUAAGUUCUAGAUAGAGAAUCGGGUCUCUUCGUUCUGUUGGCAGUACCUGGAAGCUUUCGGUCUCUAAACUGAUUUUUAUCUUUAUGACACAUGAGACUCGAUGAAGGACCUACUUGUGAACAUUAUCUAAAUAAUUUUAUCAGUUCUUUAAUCCACUGCGUCAAGAGUGCAUUUUCCAUGAGCAUUUUUCAUUUCGGAUUUUGUUUACUCGAUCGUCCGAGAACGCAACUUUUGCUGCUGAAGUAAUAUCUAACGCAGUUCAGGGGACGCCAUGGCUGUCACCCCGGAAACCCAACCAUUAUACUUUCGGUUGUGCGGCUGAGAAAGAUCAUGUGCAUACAAAAGUAGACACAGGACUGGAGAAGUUUAAAGUCUAGUCCAUCGCAUCUUAAAACAACAUACAAUCAUGCAGUACAAAACGUACGCAUUAACAAACUGAGGCCACAGUUGUCACUUGCCCUCGGAUAAACUUUGGACGACCAAGCUAAAAGACUGUACAUAAUUAUCAGUUUAACAGAGAUGGAGCAGACGACGAAGUUUACGGCGGAUUGUGGUGUCUCAGUACGGAAAGGAUAUCCGUCUCUCUCGCGGUUAAUUCGAAAGACCUACAUCGACUUGGGAACGAUAUCUGCAAUAGCCGUCGUUGUGUAUAAUGCCUGGUCGGGCCAACAAAACCUCCAGAGCAGCCUGAACUUCGAAGAUGGCAUAGGAGUUAUAUCUCUCAGCAUAUUCUACGCUGCGUCGAUUGCAUCCUCUUUGUAUGCGCCGCUAAUGGUGGACAAAUUGGGCCCAAAGAAGUCGAUACUGAUUUCUGUAAGUGCGGCACUUUUGUAUUACGCUGCUAAUUUCUACCCCACAAUGUAUACACUCGGUAUGGCAGCUCUGUUGUAUGGGUUGGUCUCCACGCCGUUCUUCACAUGUCUGGGCUACAUCAUUACUACGGCUGCUUUAGACAACGCAAUCCUUACGGGCAGGGACGGGGACGUGGUAAUAAGUCGCUUCAAUGGCAUUUACUGGUCACUUUUUAAAACGACACACAUAACCGGAAACAUGAUUUCUUGGUUGGUUCUAAGCCAAGCGAAACACAAGGUAGAUAACGGCACGUAUUUUGCCGAAACCCGGAACGAGAGCGCCGACGGUUUCUCGGUGUGCAGCGUCCGCAGUUGUCCGGAUACUUGGGAAACAGCUCAUCUGCACUCCGAAACAAACUCUCCUCGGCCGGAAAAGUCAUUAGUUUACACUCUGUUGGGUAUCUACCUUGCCCUGGUAGUGACUGGGAUUCUUAUCACAGUUGUGGCUCUCAAAGAACCAAACCGGAAACAAAACGAUAAAGCAGACGAUACAAAGCAGAUGAUGUUCGCUACGGUGAUCCUUUGGCGGGAUUACAAGAUGGCGCUGCUUCUUCCGUUAUUCGUCUUUAAUGGGGUCCAGAUGGCUUUUCUUUAUGCAGAAUUUACAAAGGCGUUCGUGGCUUGUGAGCUGGGAAUAGAAUGGGUCGGCUAUACCAUGAUGUGUUACGGCGUCACCAGCGCCAUCUCCCCCUGGGUCUUUGGUCACCUCCAUAAGUGGAUCGGCUUCCCCAUCAACUACACUGCGGCAGGAAUCAUUAACAUGGCCCUGUUUAUCCAGAUGUUGGUCUACCCGGUGUCUAAAGAGCAUUUAGGUUACUUCUUCUUCAUACCAGGGAUUUGGGGAGUUUUGAAUGGGAUGUGGCAAAGCCGAACUCUUGCCCUGCUUGGGAUACAUUUCUCACACAACCAGCGUCCAGCGUUUGCAAACUAUCACCUAUGGCAAGGGGUGGGGUUUACAGUGUCCUUCGCCUAUGGAAACCUUCUAUGCGUGGCAACGAAGAUCUACAUUUGUAUGACCAUGCUUGUGCUUUCUCUCUUGUUAUACUACGUGGUGGAAAUCAAAACGAGACUUGAGAAAAAGAAGGAAAAGUCAGGACAGGUUAUCAGUGAUGAAAAACAAAAUGGCAACAUACCGGAAGCUGAAAAGCUCUCCCCGAACGGUAUCAGGGAAGACGACGUUAAAAAGUUAGCUUUAUCAAGUACUUCACUUCCAAAUGAAUUAAGUAUCCCUUUCACGCAAAGUGACUUGUAUCUCUAUGCCACCGACGUGAACUUCUUAGCAGCUUCCACCGGAAGUAUGAUCGCCAGAUGGGACUCCAUGUCACGUGACCAGUUCCGUUCCGUUGUGAAAGCCAAGUCCAAGGACAGCGUGCACGCUUAACUGCAGAGCCUUCGGUUUGUUUUACAAGGGAUUUUAAACUGAAAACGUAGCUCAGAUCACUGCCAGUGAUGUGACAGAUGUUUUUACUACCAGUCCUCUCCCGUAUAUGAACUGGAGUCGUCCACAAACCUUCUGUAGGCUUUCAGCAAUUAUUGUAUCUAUGGCUGCCACGAGGAUAUAUUACUGCAUCUAUCCUUGAUUUCUUAUUCAGUUUAGAAUACCUACCCCACUUUGGUGUACCAAUUGAACAUUCAUUCUUAUAAAUUAAUAUUUUAUCUUUUAAAACACUGGCAAAACACCAAAUGAAAUAUACAUUGACUCUGAUGCGUCCUCGAGUCUUGUUUUAAGAGUCACAUAUAUGAAAUCCAACGCAUUUUAAACUUCUUGUUUUAGUUUUUAAAACAGGCUUGCUCAGAUAGGUGUUGGGGACAAAAUUGCUGAAACACCACAGAGGUGAUCGCAUAUACAUGUACAGGGUAAGCACCGUUUUAUGCGGGUUUCAGCUUGGUUACGAUAACAGGCGUACUUCGUCUCAAUACUCCUGACUUCGACGAGACUGAUAUUUCGGUUUCUGACAGCUAAGUAGUUUUAUGAUGAUGCUUAGCGCAUUAAAUCAUAUAUAUUUUACGCCGUGACAGUGUUUAAAAUCUACUUUUGUAUAUUUAAUUGUGAUUAAAUUUACCGUAUAACUAGAGGUGUCGAUGCCACACAAAACACGAUUCUAGAAAUAGGAAUACGGAGACGAAUUAUGCAUGCGUAUAUUUGGAGACAUGGACGGGUGAUGGCGCUCCUGACGGAAUGCUACCUUAAAUUUGAUAAAUCCUUGAUUUAGAUAAAAUGUGAUAAGUAAUAGGGGAUAAUUACGACAAUAAAUGUCCACUUCAUACGCUGAGAUAAAAAAAUGAUCCCAGUUACUAGGUAGGGCUAUUUGGAGCUGAUAAAGUAUAUCCAUAUAAAAAUUUGUUAUUACGUUUAUGGACCAUGUACGGUGAUGUACCGGUAUAUUUUACUCGGCAAGUUCAAGUAUGCUACGUCACAUUGACGUACACGAUAACUUACAUAAACAAUAGCAUCAAACUAGUCAAUUGAUCUCGAUCAAAGAAGCCGUAUAGGUCUGGUCUUCUUGCCCCGCAUAGUACAAAGCUGAUGUGUAAAAAAGUGAAAUGCCAAGACACAAAACUUUCAAACAAUGACACAACAUGUGUAAUGGUUUUUUUAGAAUUAACAAUAUUUAACUUUUAUUAACUCAUUUUAAUGAAUUUUUGAUAGGAUGAUUUGUUAAAACCCAUGUUAAGAAUUAUAUGCUAUUGAUUUGUUGAAUUAUACAAACUUAUGCUCAAAUAAAACAACCUUAACAUCAAAGCAUGUUGUGCUCAUUAUUGUGUUAAACAUUAACGAUAGGUUGCACAAUAUUUCAGAUGCUAUGUCCCAUGUGUAUAAGUGGAAAUGACUUUUAUCGACAG
Molecule: messenger RNA, 4575 nt
Organism: Lingula anatina
Lineage: Eukaryota; Metazoa; Brachiopoda; Lingulata; Lingulida; Lingulidae
Product: N-acetylglucosamine transporter UNC93A
Source: RefSeq, a predicted model, not a curated record